UUAAAUAAUCCGUUUUUAUCAGUUUCUGAAGAUCAGGUUCAUUCUCAGCUAUAAGCACGAUGUCAUCUGCAUACAGAAACAUAAAGACAUUUAUAUCAGAUAUUCUCACGUCUGACUCCUUAAACACGUUACUAACUGAUUAAUAAAUGAAAUCAUCACUUUACAUCUGCUUCUUUAUUUGCUCCGUUUAUGUUUGUCUGAAGUUAAAAUGUGUUUGAUGACCUGAAACAUUUGAGUGUAACAGGAAACCAAACCAGAUCAAAUCUGCAGAAGAUGAAAUGUAUUUUUUCCAGCUCUGUAGUUUCCAGGAUCAGAGUGAAUCCUGAGCUGAUUGUUUCUGCAGAUAAACUGGUGCCGCCCGAGGUGACUGUGUGUCCGGUGAAAACCGAAAGCCGUGUGGAGGGAAACACGGCUCUGAUGUGUCUGGCCUCGGCCAUGGAUCCUCCUCUGGUCCAGAUCUCCUGGAAAAGAUUGGAGAAGGACAGCAAACUGGAGGAGCCGGCGCCUGCUGAGGAGAAACAGCAGGAGAUCAGCGGGUCAAGAAGUUCUGCCAUCAUCAGGCUGGUUAAAAACGAGACGCUGGACAAUUAUGAUUACAUCUGUGAAGUUCAGCAUGAGGGCAAAUAUGUGAGGAAACAAACACGGCUCCAUGAACCUCCAGAACCUCCAGCUCCAACAAAGUCUGGAGCAGCAACUGAUCCGCCAGCAGCUGCAGCAUCUGUCCGUCCUCAGCUCCCAGUGAAGCUCCCAGUGAAGCUCCCAGUGUCCUUCCAGCCUCGCUGCAGGGUGAAGCUGCUCUGCCUGCUCUACUCAGUGCUGAUAGUGAAGAGUCUGGUGUACUGCUGUGGACUCUCUCUGCUGAUGGUCCUCAGGACCAAGGGACCGGCCCCCAGCUGAACCCUCUGCUGCAGCUUCAGCAACGCAGGAUUUUAUUAUUAAUCACUGAAAAUCAUUUAUUCAGCUUUAGCUUCAUUUUAAUUAGUUCUGGAGCUUCUUUGUUUUUAUAAAGUCAGAUAUUCUCAGCCAAUCAGACGUCAGAACGAUCUGCUAUGAAGGAAACUAAAUCAGUUCAAGGAGAUUUAAUGUCAUUGACUUUAAUAAAAGUUUAGUUUUUAACACAUUUUCCUAGAAAAAUGUCAGAUUUGAUCCAAAAUGACAUGAAUUAAUUCAAUGUUGAUUCUUUUAAUGCAGUUUUAUUGUAAUUAUGUACCAAAUGACUCUUUACCAUAAAUAUUCAUAAAACUCCAUGUUUAUAAUUUCAUGUCAGUCUGAUUCUGACCCCUUCAAAUAAAGUUUUACCAAACAUUUAGAUUAAU
Molecule: messenger RNA, 1316 nt
Organism: Poecilia latipinna (sailfin molly)
Lineage: Eukaryota; Metazoa; Chordata; Actinopteri; Cyprinodontiformes; Poeciliidae
Exons: 2
Coding region: 274-897 (207 amino acids)
Source: RefSeq, a predicted model, not a curated record